AUUACCAAGCAGGCUUCAGCCCUCUUCCUCUCGAUGGUCGAUAUGCAUGCAGCCUGAAUUGAAGCCUGGCAAGGACAGCUCGUUCGAGCAAGAGUCGACGGUGUGGUGUAUAAAAGCUGUGGCUCGCCUCCCUAAUCUCGUCCUUCACUCCCAUCAAUUCUCACGUCAACAAUACCACUACACCCAAACUUGACUCUUCCCCCAUCACAUCUUUCACGAUGAAGCUCUCUAUCCCCCUUGUUGUCGUGGCUUCAGCCACCAGCGCCAUGGCUGGCUGCUAUACCAGCGGCAAGCCCUACCUCAACGACUGCAACAAGGAUUCUUUCAAAGGUGCUGUUGAUGACCUGUGUGACAAAGCGGUACUCUCGGGGUGGUUCAACGCGCCUCGUACUAGGAAGACUGCUUGCGCCAAUGCUAGGUGCAAUGGCAUCAAGGUCAAUUUGGAGGUGGAAUGGAGGGGGCCAAGCGGAGGCGCCACCUUGGCCGUAUCCGACUGCAAGUGGCGACUGAAGAACGAAAUCGAUGGCUGCGACAAAGGUGGCGAGUCUGUCGUUGCUGACUGGUUUUUCAAGUCUGACCCUAACGACGGUUCCUGCUGAUCGGACGAACCCGGCUGGUUCGACAGCUUGAUAGAAGUUAUGAUGGGCAUAGUGUGGAUGGCGGGCAAGCGGAGAGCGAUAUACCAAAGAUACAGCGCACCGAUUAUUGAAGCAAAUGAUUAAUGGAUUACGAUAUUUGCGAGCUUGACCUCUUUGCUCUUCUCGUUUUCUCUUCGAUCGUUGAGGUUGUAAUUGUCGUCUGCCAGAGUUGCGUUCCUGCAGUGAUGUUGCAGUCUGAGUGACUAAGGAGCAGUUGACG
This is a messenger RNA of Alternaria rosae, 858 nucleotides long. RefSeq lists its product as uncharacterized. Bases 219 to 599 code for a protein of 126 amino acids. Lineage: Eukaryota; Fungi; Ascomycota; Dothideomycetes; Pleosporales; Pleosporaceae. The transcript is spliced from 2 exons. The record is from RefSeq and is a predicted model, not a curated record.